This is a messenger RNA of Bacillus rossius redtenbacheri, 1802 nucleotides long. Its product is annotated as beta-hexosaminidase subunit alpha-like. Gene Ontology annotation, molecular function: beta-N-acetylhexosaminidase activity. The transcript is spliced from 8 exons. The record is from RefSeq and is a predicted model, not a curated record. Gene Ontology annotation, biological process: ganglioside catabolic process; carbohydrate metabolic process; glycosaminoglycan metabolic process. Gene Ontology annotation, cellular component: lysosome; membrane. Bases 107 to 1744 code for a protein of 545 amino acids. NCBI's taxonomy places the organism in Eukaryota, Metazoa, Arthropoda, Insecta, Phasmatodea, Bacillidae.
AUUGGACGCUUGAGGAUCGUCAAGUGGUACACCCACACCUCCGCAAAACACCACCAAUCAGUUUAUAAACGCGAGGCUGAUUCCUCCCGAGGGGCUGUUUGGAGCUAUGGGACGUCCAGAGGGUGCGAUGGCCGGCGCUGCCCGGUGGGCGGUCCUGCUCUUCGGGAUUCACCUCGUCGGCGCCGUGGACACUUUCGGCCCGCUCGUGAGGGCCUCCGAGGGAGAAGUCUGGCCCAAGCCCCAAAAAGAGAUCAAGCACGACACCUACACGGUCGUCCGGCCGUCGAACUUUACCUUCAAGGUGUCACAGUCGACGUGCAGCCUCCUGGAAGCAGCUGUGAAGCGCUACGAAGGCUACCUCGCUAGGCAUGUCUCGCAUCACGCGUCGAAGUCUCGUGGCAGCCACGUCGGGCUGGACAAGGAGAGCGACCCGCGGUAUGUCGGGUACCUCGGGUACCUGGACGUGCGGCUGAACGGCUCCUGCGAGGAGUACCCGCACCUCCGCAUGCUAGAGAGCUAUGAGUUAAUAGUGAACAGCACUGGGAAAACUGGAUCAGCUGCUCUGAGUAGCAGCACGAUAUGGGGGAUAUUGAGAGGCCUUGAAACUUUCUCACAGCUUCUGUACAUAGGUGGAAAUGGAACUGAGCUGAUAGUGAACAGCACGCGCGUGAUAGACGAGCCACGGUUCACCCACCGUGGACUGAUGCUAGACACCUCCCGACACUUCCUGCCCACGGCCACCAUCAGGACAGUGCUGGACGGCAUGGAGAUGAACAAGAUGAACGUCUUCCACUGGCACAUCGUCGACAGCCAGAGCUUCCCCUACCAGAGCGAGGCGUUCCCCAAUCUCAGCAAGAAGGGCGCGUACGACCAGGAACUAAUUUACACACAGGAAGACGUGAAGAAUGUUAUAGAAUACGCCCGUGUGAGAGGGAUACGUGUUGUGCCAGAGUUCGAUACUCCAGGUCACACCCUAUCGUGGGGCCCAGGCGAGCCCGACCUCUUGACCCCGUGCUACUCCUUCGGCGAGCUGGACGGCACCUACGGCCCGAUAAACCCGACCCUCGACUCCACUUACGCCUUCGUCCGGAAGCUGUUCCGGGAGGUCGCAGAGCUGUUUCCCGACGAGUACAUGCACCUCGGCGGCGACGAGGUGGAUUUCUCCUGCUGGAGGUCGAACCCGAGCAUUACCUCGUUCAUGUCCGAGAACGGCAUCGAAGGUUACGCCGAGCUGGAGCAGUACUACAUGCAGAGGGUGGUCAACAUCACCGGCGACCUGAACGCCAGCUCCGUGGUGUGGCAGGAGGUCUUCGACAACGGCGUCGACCUCCCGGCUGGUACCGUGGUGCACGUCUGGACGGGCAGUCAGGCUGAGGAACUUCGGAAGGUCACUGCGGCGGGACACCCAGCUCUUCUGUCCGCGUGCUGGUACCUGGGCCGCCUGGAGUCUGGCGGCGACUGGAAGAAGUUCUACGAGUGCGAGCCGACAGACUUCUCCGGCACGGUGGACCAGAAGCGGCUGGUGAUGGGCGGCGAGGCGUGCAUGUGGGGGGAGGUGGUGGACGAGAGCAACGUGGUGUCCCGCGUGUGGCCCCGGGCCUCGGCCACGGCAGAGAAGCUGUGGUCCAGCGCUGACGCCGACUCGGAGGACGGCGUGGCCCGUCGUCUGGAAGAGCACUACUGCCGCAUGAAGAGGAGAGGCGUGGGCGCGCAGCCUCCCAAUGGACCUGGUUACUGCCGAUAAUGUGAUCAGUAUCGGUGUCUCUACUCUCUUAUCCUGAAAUAAAGGCACUGCUUCCAAA